Messenger RNA from Sardina pilchardus (European sardine), 8818 nucleotides. It is a transcript of the gene jade2, whose product is annotated as jade family PHD finger 2. The record is from RefSeq and is a predicted model, not a curated record. Gene Ontology annotation, cellular component: histone acetyltransferase complex. NCBI's taxonomy places the organism in Eukaryota, Metazoa, Chordata, Actinopteri, Clupeiformes, Clupeidae. Gene Ontology annotation, biological process: regulation of transcription by RNA polymerase II.
UCUUUUUUUAACCAACUCGGACACUCUUAACUUUUCCAGCUCAACCUGCUGAUCGCUGGCCUGUUUUGCCAUCUUUCGGUCAUGCUCUUGCUGCAAUCCUAGGAUUUCUUUUCUCUGCUCAAAUGUUAGCCCCUCAUAAGCCACACUAGGCUUUUCCUUUAUUGGCGAAGUAGGAGGCAAAAUUCCAUUUUCAACAAAAUGCCGUUUCAAGGCCGUCAGCAGCUCAUCUUUUCGCCACCGUUUAUCAGACCCCCCUAUAUUGUACUGAGCUACCAGCUCCCACAAUUGCUUCUUUGAAAAUGCCCCUAACAACUCCGCUGACGGAGCCUCUACAAAAUCUGCAACAGACGACAUGGUCUAGAAAAUCAAAAUUCCAAAUCCAAAACUAUAUUACCUAACUCAAAUCACCACGGGCCAAUACCAAAAUAUCAGAUAAGGCUGCGCAAACACUAACCAACAGGCAGCGCCCCUGCGCAGGACACAGGUCAAUAACGAAAUAACUCCCCGUCUAAACUAUACAAAGCCAAACUAACUAAACUACCCCCUAACGUCUUCGUGUUACCCCCAAGGACUGAGCUCUUUUAUACACCCAGAUACCGACAACCCAAGAUCAAACUAAUUGUCUAAACUCAAGAAGCGGCGGUGCCUCAGCCCAGGAGUAAUCACAAAAAUAACAAAACCACCCUCGGCGACCCUUCAACCUAACUGGGGAGAUCAACGAACAAAAGUUAAUAACCUGUUACCAAACGCAGGUACACUUACCCAUAGGCCGCAAAUCCAAACGCGCUGGGCUGCCACAACGGAAAAACAAUAAUCCCGGAGCUGCAAAAUAAUCGAAUAAACGUAACACAUUUCAACCGAACUACAAAAUGAACAUGCGGUCCUCCUUUGUCCUCCCCAACGCAACCCGACACUAUAGGCUACGAAACUUUGAAGUAUGAUUUUACACGCAGGUUUGACGAGCCCCCAUGUUAUGGCCUGGCUCAAAAGGCCAUAACCAAACAAAGGGGAAGACAAACCAAGAGGACCAACGUUUAACUGAUUUAUUAAAUAAAAGAAGCGAAAACAAUGCGUAAGUCCGUAUCAGUAAAUCAGUAAAUGAGAAUUUAGUAUGUCAGCAGAAGUGCGUGUUGCGAUUUGUGUGCUGAGAUGAAAAUGCAUGGAUGUGACAAAGGAAACAAAAGAAACGACGGCAGCUCUCUCGAGGGAUUCCGAACGGCCAAACGCAGCCCAGCCCCCUCCAGGGGUGCACGGAGAACCCUUUAUACACCUGAGUGUAAGCAGCCUAAUGGGACCUCCGUAGCCACACCCACGCCAGCAAUUACACCUGCAGAAGGGAGACACAGAGCGGGAGAGAGCGCGCAAGCAGGAAGAGCGGAUGCAGCCUGCAGCCUGCAGCCGUCACACCUACCAAUGGAGAUUGCGGGGAAGAAGAGGAGAAAGUAUUCAACUAGCAGCAAUGACUCGGACACCACUGACAGUCAUGUUACUUCCUGGUCAAAGUCUUCGAAGACGACUGGUACCAACAGUACAUGGGUUCGGCAAGAGCAGAAGAAGCCUUCAGAAACGGACUUCAUCACGGCCAUGAAGCUGCCGGACUCGGCUCAGCUGAGCACUGAGGAGUUCUACGUGCUGUCUGACCCCUGGAGGCAGGAGUGGAAAAGGGGGUCCAGGUCCCCGCCAACAUGGACACCAUCCCAGAGCCUGUGGUCAGAAUGCUUCCAGAGACCAAUCGAAUCCCAUUCUUCACGACGCCCCACGCCAGACUGUACACGGAGUCUGACUCACGGCACCUUGGCGAGCCACCCACCCGAUACGACCUGGACGACCUGGAUGUGGCCUGGCUGGAGCUCGUCAACACAGAGUUUAGGGAGCUGGCGCUGCCUGAGCUGGACGAGCUGAGUAUGGAGCGCGUGCUGGAGGAGCUGGAGCGGCAGUGCCAGGAGAAGAUGCAGCAGGCCAUCGAGACCGAGGAGGGCCUGGGCAUCGAGUACGACGAGGACGUGGUGUGUGACGUGUGCCGCUCGCCCGAGGGAGAAGACGGCAACGAGAUGGUCUUCUGCGACAAGUGCAACAUCUGUGUGCAUCAGGCCUGUUACGGGAUCCUGAAGGUGCCCCAGGGCAACUGGCUGUGCCGCACCUGUGCCCUGGGGGUGCAGCCCAAAUGCCUUCUGUGCCCCAAGCGAGGAGGAGCGCUCAAGCCCACUCGCAGCGGAACCAAGUGGGUCCACGUCAGUUGUGCCUUAUGGAUCCCAGAGGUAAGCAUUGGCUGUCCUGAGAAAAUGGAGCCCAUCACUAAAGUGUCUCACAUCCCGGCCAGUCGGUGGGCCUUGUCCUGUAGCCUGUGUCGGGAGCACACAGGCACCUGCAUACAGUGCUCCAUGCCCUCGUGCAUCGUGGCGUUCCACGUGACGUGUGCCUUCGAGCACGGCCUGGAGAUGCACACCAUCCUGGCGGAGAACGACGAGGUGCGCUUCAAGUCCUACUGCCUGGAGCACAGCUACAACACCAACACCGGCGCCGCCGCCGCCGCCUCCACCGACCACCCCCGGGCCGACGCCGGGCCGCAACCGCAACCGGACCGGCAGAAGGCCAGCAGCCAGCGCAAGCAGAAGCUCCAGGAGCUGGAGGACGAGUUCUACCGGCUGGUGGAGCCGCGCGCCGUGGCCGACAGGAUGGGGCUGCCCGACGCGCACGUGGACUUCCUGUUCCAGUUCUGGAAGCUGCGGCGGAGGGCCAACUUCAACCGGCCGCUGGUGGCGGUCAAGCGCGACGAGGUGGACAACCUGGCCCAGCAGGAGCAGGACGUCCUCUACCGCCGCCUCAAGCUCUUCACACACCUGCGGCAGGACCUGGAGAGGGUGAGGAACCUGUGCUAUAUGGUGACGCGACGGGAGAAGAUGAAGCACUCGCUGUGUGACGUCCAGGAGAAGAUCUUCCACCUGCAGAUCCAGCUGCUGGAGAAGGACCUGGCAGGAGAUAAAACGCUUAAAGGGGAGAAGGGCCGGAAGCAGAACGGCGUCAAGGAGCGCGGCAAGGAGCGGCGGAGCGACGGGACCAAGGAGCGCUGGAAGUCCGACAACGGCUCUCUGCUCAGGCAGCUGGGUGUCCCUCUGGACGGCUCCCUGUUUGACAGCUGGCUGGCUCAGUCGGUGCAGAUCACGGCGGACGACAUGCUGAGCCGCUGGACGCUGGAGGGCGAGCGGCGCGACCCCACGGCCAGCCUGCUGUCCCACCAGCUGCAGCAGGGCGAGCAGAACCUGCUCAACCUCAUGAUGGACCACUCCAUGCAGUCGGCCUGGAAGACCCCGCAGCUGGGCCGCAAGGCUCGCACCAAGCCCCGCGCCGCCCGGGCCCACAAGGACUCCACCUCCUCCUCCUCCUCCUCCUCCGCCACCUGCUGCGGUGGGACUCCCGGCACUCCCGUCACGGCCGCCGCCGCCGCCGCAGCUGCCAAGGGCUUACGGAGCGUGUGCGAGGAAGCGGGCGGGUACGGCGGGUACGGGGUCGUAGGUCGGCGCGGCGAGAGGCUUCGGGCCUCCAGAGCCCUGCUGCAUCACCACCAUCACCACGCCGGCCACCUCCACCACCACCACCUCCACCACCACCACCACCACACCCGGCACAGCGCCGAGGCCCAGCCGGAGCCCCUCCAGCCGCCCAUCUCCAAAAUGGACUCCUGUCACAUCUCGGACGAGAGGGGCCCUUGGCAGCAGCCGCACCCCAGGCAGCCUGCGGCCGGCGCCGCUCCCGAGCCGGGAGGAGGAGGAGGACUGGCGUCGGCGUCGGCAACGCCGGAGAGCCCCGAGUCGCCGGCGGCGGUGGGUGGUGGUGGUGGUGGCGGUGCCGCCUCCGUGGGCAGACCAGCUCUGCGGGCGCGAGUCACGCGGCAGGGCAAGUCCCGAUCGAAGGGCGGCGGCGGCGGCGUCGGCUGCGGCGGUGGCGGGCAGGAGAGCGCGGAACCGGACCGUGACGCGGAGCGCACCGAGGAGGCGUCGCCGCCGCCGCCACUUCCUGUCGCCGAGACCCCGCUGACGACGCCCGCCGGCACGAACGGUUACUUCUCCGACGCCGAGCGGAACGGCAGCGACCCGCGGCCCACCAGCCGGAAACUCCGCCUCGGCCAGUUGCAUGCUGGGAACGAGGAAGUGUUGAGGCGGAGCGUGCUGGCCUCCUGAGGACGGGGGGGGCACAUGUCUCCUGUUGCCAUGGUUACAGGCCCCACCCCACACCCAGCUUUUUCAACACCGUGUACACAGUUUUGGGUUCCCCUGUUUGCUUUUCUGUCUAUAGAUCGCUUUAUACAACCAAAUCUGUAUAACCCUGUCAAACUGCUUAUCUGCUACAGUAAGGAACUGUUGUCUUAGUCCUUAGAUGGGUUAGUCCUUUGGCUGCAUUAAGGCAACAUAAUCAUUUGUGCUUUUUGAAACAUCAAACAAACAAACAAAAAAAGAAAACAAACAAAAAAAAAUAAUGCUGUAUGUUGAACAUUAGCGAGAACGGACCUCAGCGUAGCUGUUGUGUUCUUCUCUCUUCGUCAUUGGAUGUUGAAGUGGACAUGGGAGACCAUGUGAUCAGGCACAGUGGCAGCUUAUAUAGGGUCAGAAGCCCUGGGGAAAGAGGAGGAAUCAUUAUGGGCAUUAUUUAGCUGGUUCAGGUUUGAUUCUUCCUCUGCGAAACUGACGAGUUGAAUUUGACAAAGUCCAGUGGAUGUGUCUCGUUUUUUCGAAGCCUUGUUGUUGAACUUGUACAGAGAAUAUCAGAUUUCUAAGCCUAUAUUGAGAAAAAAAAAAGCACAAUUAGUUCAACAGAGACUGUGGAACACUCGACUCACCGACAGACAGACAGACAGACACACACACACACACACAUACACACACACAAACACACAAACACACACUUGCACCCGCGCUCUCACACACACACACAGGUUUAAUCAGUAACUGCUACACAGAUGAAGAGAAAACAUCAAAGUGAAUCCUUCCUUGAUUCAGAGCCUAUUUAGUUGAAGUGGACGGGCUUUGAUAAGUCCACACAGCACUCUGAAUUCCCUCUCUCUCUGGCCCAAGCGUUCAUAUAUCAAAGCUAACCUUCAAUCUUCAAUUCUUCUUUGAUGAAAAGGUGCCUUCUGUCGUCCCCCCCCUCAAACAAGGUAAAUAAUCACGUGCUAAUGAAAUUUGUUACAAUCAUAGGAACAUUGAAAUGGAAAUCAGUAGACGAACAGCAGGUCCCAAUCUUCUUAUUGUAGUGCCUACAAUAUAUGCCUAAAGAUGUAUAUGAAUGCAGCAUUUGCCAUUUAUCAACCCAGCAAGAAACAAGACCACAAAAAUAAUGUACCCAAGCAAAUUGCUGCUAUGAAAUGAUCAAUACAAAAACCUUGCCUCCGAUUGGAGAAAUCAUAGGAUAAGUCUCAUAACUCCAACAGGUGAAUCAUGCUCUUUGUAAAUGGCUUUUGUGCUCAUGCAUUUUUUUUGUCUUUUGCAAGUUGUAUUUUAUACUUCUAGUGGUCCAUGGUAUUUUCUCAGGGUUAUAGAUAUGAGGGUUGAAAACUCAAUCAAAGAGAAGUGAAGCAGAGAUAUUCAUAUUUUAUACACAAACGCAUAGAAAUGCUCCUUUGGCAAAAGUCACUGUUUGAAAUCUGACUACUGAGGGUGUUCUCUCUGAGCUAAAAGGCUGUUUUGUUUUUUGGUUCUUUUUGUUUUUUUGUUUUGUUUAUUUUUGUUUUUGUUGUUGAUUUCCGCUUUGACAAUGCCAAAGAUCAGUGCGUUGACCACGACACCAUAAUAUAACGCUCUCCCGUGUCAAGAAGUUCAAACCUAAAACAGGCGUGUCUAUACAAUCCGACGGAGAGCAGUCUGUUUUCAUAUUCGAGCCGGCAGGGUGUUCUACUGUGGGGGGCUGCAGGUCCCGUUCACCCACCACCACCACCACCACGUUCGACCACCAGUCGACCAGCCCCUCAGCUCCUGCAGCCCCCACAACCCCAAUGGUCGUCACCACCACCACCACUGUCUGGCCUCUCAUCACAGAGCAAUCCUUCACCCUCUUACAGGGGGGCUCUCAAAGCUAUAACUCAGAGCAGUGAGCCCCAACACACCACAAGCAACACACUCUACAGUCCGACGGGCCGCAGUACUGCGCCACUACCCCAACACUGGCACUUCUGGGUUCCGUUUUGGAACACUUCUGGGUUCUGUUUAGAACACAGCCGUUCUUCUGAUUCUCCUUUUGUUUUGCGUUUCGUUCUUGUGAGGAUUCUGACCUCUGCAAGACCGUAUGACCGUGUAAGCAGUAUAGCGAGCUCUCUUCGGGUCUCUCUAUGCUCUGACAGUCCGAAUGGCCUUGGCCGACUGACCUUGGCCGACUGACCUAGUCGACUGACCUUGGCCGACUGACCUAGUCGCGUCGGGGCAGGUAGGGGGGAGAUGGAGAUGUGCCUCUCCAUCCUCCUCUGAAGCCACACACACACAUACACACAAGCACACACACACACCCUCCACCGGAUGGCUGUUUUACUCAUUGCCAAGACAAUGAACCAUCAACCGAGUUCAGUGCUCGUAACUGAUUUUUCUUUUUUCUUUUAGUUUUGUAUAGUCCAUGUAGCCCGGGACGCUCAGAGCUGACCGGUUCGUCGUAGAAAGCAGGUUUAGUAGCCGCAGCCUCACCGCUGCUCACAGAAAUGGUAGACUUGACUUUUACGUUUCUUCUUCACUUAGUCGUUUUUGUUUGUUUUUUUCGUUGCAAGUAACUGGAGUCCAAGGGUCCUGCAAGUGUGUGUGUGAACUCUGGACAGGGGACAAGGAGAGUGCGUCUUAUCGUCACAGUCCACAGUGAUGGGAGCAAGGGCUCUCUCCUCCUCCAGCUUCCGUUGAGCGCUUUGAGGCGCCCAUAGUCUCAAAGCCACACUCUCAUAGCUGCAGCCACCAGGCCCUCUCCUAUAGGAUUAGCUGCUUAGUCCCAGACGGACAUUAACUCCAGGCCGUAGUAGUGGAUCUGCCAUUAUCUGGGUUUUAGUAUGCACCAACAGUUAUGUAUAAUACUGUACUACUACUAGCACCGCUGUUUAACCAACCCCCCCCCCCCCCUUCCUCCGCCCCAGUGUAAAAGGCUUGCUAGCUGUUACAUAUGCUUCAAACCGUACGUCAUAUAACUAUAACAAUAACUUUGUACUCUCUCUUCAGUCCGACUGCUUCCGUACUGCCACACGUGCGCCGCCAACGCUUCCUCACGGCCAAGUCGUUUCUCUCGGGGGGGCUCGGUACCCCACAGAGCGAUGCUUCCGGCCUCCUACGAAUUCACGACCUAAACACACACCUUCCCCCAUCAUCAUCUCCUCGACUUCCUACCACCAGUAAAUCACCACCAGUAAAACACAGCACAGCAGGGAAAGCCGAUUGCAGACGGUGAAGCAUCAUUUAGCGGUAGGGAUUACUGUUGAAGUACGGUGUUGUGAGACCCCUCAUUCCUUAAGGGAUGGUAUCGGAGUAAUCACAGUAGGCUGGAGCUCCAAGUGCAGGUGCAGCAUCGCGACUUCACCUUAGGGAGUUGUGACUCUCCUGUCUCUGAGUGUCCGUUUUAACUUCCGAGAGCUCCGUGCAAAACAUGGUGUGAGCGCUGCGGGGCAGUGGACGAUGGUCAGGACCAAAAGGCCACAGCAGAGGCACAUGUCUGUGUCCUGGAUAGGGGCCCCUUAUGCCUUCGUUGUUUCUUGGGCAGCUAACAGGCGCGAGGGGAACCACUGCACUUAUAAAACCACUCAACGUUCCUCUCCGUGCACUCGAACAGAUUUGAUUUCCAACGGUCAUGUAGACAGAAAGCGUUUUCUGCGGUUACGGUGCACUUUUUUUUGUUCUGUGGAAUCGAAAAUUGGCACAUGAAGUAAUUGCAUACCAUCUCCGAAAGAGUUCUGAGUUAGGCCGUUACUCCAGUUGGAUUCUCGUCUGAUGGCAUUCGACCUCCUACCCUUGACUUUGACAUCUACCUGCAUGCACUCACAGACCUGCUCGCAGGUCUCUGCCUUGCACUCCGCUGCGGCACUCCUGUCAGUCAAUCGCCGCCUACGCUUCAGUUUACUGUGCCGCUCCGUGCUUAUUUUGCCCCACCCACCCACAACCCCCCCUCCACUCUCCGUUUCAAAACAACAACGAAAAAGCAAUCCGAUUGGGCCGUGACGUGUCAUCAUUCCACGCCGGCCCCUUUAUUCACUCUUCUGUCAGGCACAUGUUUCAUAUUCAGUCAGCAGUUGUUCUCUCUCUGACGUGAUCGGGGUCCGGCGCCGGGGGACUCGCUCCGCUCCGCACAGCCGGAGGCCUCGCCGCCGAUCCUGUGAUCGCCGCCGUGUUUCCAUUCCGCGUGCGUUUCAGGCUCUGCGUCAGUUAUCGAUAUGAUAAAUAUGAAUGUUGCAGGAGUUUACCCUUCUGUAUUCUUUGUUUCAAAGAAUGUUGUGCCAUUUGUUAAUAGCAGAGAGAAAUAUUGAACAUAUAUUGAAAAAAAAAAAAAACGAAGAGCUAUUAUAAAUUAUUUUUUUGGCUUUUUUUGCUAUAUUUAUUUUCUUGUAUUAGAAUCUUCUUUGUAGGAGGAAAAAGAAAAAAAAUGUAUUUUUCAUUAGUGCAAGAACCUAUUUUUUCCUUUUUGUACAGUUUUCCAUGUUUAAGCAAUCUUUGAAGCAAUAUGAUGUUUCGAUGUUACUGUACCUGCAUGCUGUUUGUGUUGCCUUAACGACGGCUGUGUCUACUUUGGCCCCUCCCAUCUGUCCAUCACUCGCCCGCACGCUGGCGUGGUUGACCAGUACAGUCAAUAAACCAGUGCUUUCUGUGUA